Lepus europaeus (European hare) is the source of this 1525-nucleotide messenger RNA. It is a transcript of the gene TRIM54, whose product is annotated as tripartite motif containing 54. The record is from RefSeq and is a predicted model, not a curated record. Gene Ontology annotation, molecular function: zinc ion binding. NCBI's taxonomy places the organism in Eukaryota, Metazoa, Chordata, Mammalia, Lagomorpha, Leporidae. The transcript has 9 exons. The coding region runs from base 301 to 1395 and encodes 364 amino acids.
GCCCACAGAGUGGACAGGAGAGAGUCAUUCGGGGGACAAAAGAGAAUUAAGAGGAGAGAGAGAGCGGGCAGGGUGCAGAGCAGAGUAGAGAGACCGAGAAGCAUCUGGAACCCACUCCCUACGGACGAGACAAGUUGUGAGAGGAAGGGACAGGAGCUAUAGCAGAGCUAUUUCCAGAGCGAGCAGCCGAAGGGAACAGAGCGUCUACAGACCGCUUAAGGGGCGUGAGGAAGGGUCCCGAGGCAGCGAGAGAAGGCCAGGACCAGGGCCGCGGCCAGGGCAGGCACGAUCGCUGAAGGGAUGAACUUCACGGUGGGUUUCAAGCCGCUGCUAGGGGAUGCGCACAGCAUGGACAACCUGGAGAAGCAGCUCAUUUGCCCCAUCUGCCUGGAGAUGUUCUCCAAGCCGGUGGUGAUCCUGCCCUGCCAACACAACCUGUGCCGCAAGUGCGCCAACGACGUCUUCCAGGCCUCCAACCCUCUGUGGCAAUCCCGGGGCUCCAGCACCGUGUCUUCAGGAGGCCGCUUCCGCUGCCCAUCUUGCAGGCACGAGGUUGUCCUGGACCGACACGGGGUCUAUGGCCUGCAGAGGAACCUGCUGGUGGAGAACAUCAUCGACAUCUACAAGCAGGAGUCCUCGCGGCCACUGCACUCCAAGGCCGAGCAGCACCUCAUGUGCGAAGAGCAUGAGGACGAGAAGAUCAACAUCUACUGCCUGAGCUGCGAGGUGCCCACCUGCUCCCUCUGCAAGGUCUUCGGGGCCCACAAGGACUGCGAGGUGGCCCCGCUGCCCACCAUUUACAAACGCCAAAAGAGUGAACUCAGUGACGGCAUCGCGAUGCUGGUGGCAGGCAACGACCGUGUGCAAGCGGUGAUCACACAGAUGGAGGAAGUGUGCCGGACCAUCGAGGACAACAGCCGGCGGCAGAAGCAGUUGUUAAACCAGAGGUUCGAGAGCCUUUGCGCCGUGCUGGAGGAGCGCAAGGGCGAGCUGCUGCAGGCGCUGGCCCGCGAGCAGGAGGAGAAGCUGCAGCGGGUCCGCGGCCUCAUCCGGCAGUACGGAGACCACCUGGAGGCCUCCUCCAAGCUGGUGGAGUCGGCCAUCCAGUCCAUGGAGGAGCCGCAGAUGGCGCUCUACCUCCAGCAGGCCAAGGAGCUGAUCAAUAAGGUCGGGGCGAUGUCCAAGGUGGAGCUGGCGGGCCGGCCGGAGCAAGGCUACGAGAGCAUGGAUCAGUUCAGCGUGAGCGUGGAGCACGUGGCCGAAAUGCUCAGGACCAUCGACUUCCAGCCAGGCGCUUCCGGGGACGAAGACGAUGAAGAGGUGGCGUUGGACGGGGAUGAGGGCGGCGCAGGGCCGGAGGACGGGCGGCCGCACGCGCCGGAAGGCCCGCACUGACCCGACCCGAGCUGGAGAGCCCGCGCCGGGGUGGUGGAGGAUCUGCGCAGCGACCCCCGCGCCCCAACUCGGCGCUGCGCCCGGCCGCCCCCAGGAGUAGGGGCUCAAUAAAGGACUCUGGCGUCCCGGA